This is a messenger RNA of Mollisia scopiformis, 908 nucleotides long. RefSeq names its product putative 40S ribosomal protein S20. Lineage: Eukaryota; Fungi; Ascomycota; Leotiomycetes; Helotiales; Mollisiaceae. Gene Ontology annotation, molecular function: structural constituent of ribosome. The coding region runs from base 55 to 408 and encodes 117 amino acids. The record is from RefSeq and is a predicted model, not a curated record. Gene Ontology annotation, biological process: translation. Gene Ontology annotation, cellular component: cytosolic small ribosomal subunit; ribosome. The transcript is spliced from 3 exons.
AUCACUUUGCCGUACUUUACAUCAAGUAAGUCGAGUCGUGAAGCCAGCAUCAAAAUGUCCUACCAAAAGAACCCCGACAAGGAAUUCGGCGAGGGCCCCAAAACCCACAAGAUCCGCAUCACCCUCACGAGCCGCAAAGUGCAAUCCCUCGAGAAGGUCUGCCAGGAGCUCAUCGAGCGCGCCAAGACCAAGGACCUGCGCGUCAAGGGCCCCGUCCGCCUGCCGAUCAAGAACCUCAAGGUCACGACCCGCAAGACUCCCUGUGGUGAGGGCUCCAAGACCUGGGAUACGUUUGAGAUGCGGAUUCAUAAGCGUUUGAUUGAUCUCAAUGCGCCGACCGAGGUGGUUAAGCAGAUCAUUAUCAAUAUUGAGGCCGGUGUCGAGGUCGAGGUUACGAUUGCUGCUUAAGUGUAGCUUCGGAUGCGCUUUUCUGGUGAGGGGAGGGUAGCUGUCGCUGGGCAGGGAACACUUCCACGAUUUGAAGGGAGAUGCCUCACUCAAUGCAAUAAUCGUUGUUAUUGAGAACAUUCAACUGUCCAGAUCUUUGUGCCAUCUUCGUGAAUAGUGACCUUAGGAAAGUCAUUGCUAUACUCCAGUCGAUUCACCGAAUACUGGUCAAGGCUUGGGCGAUUGUUCAUCUGACAUGUGGGAUGUCCCUGUAUGACAUGGCAAACCUCAUGAGCAAGUCUUGCAUGGGCAAAUCUUGCUCGCUCCAGCAAUCUUCCGGGGGCAGUUGUAACCUACGUUGAGAAUACUGUAUUAAUUGCUUUCUAAGAUAUCAUCGUAUAGGCAAAUUAACUUAGGAACUCUGGGGCGGACCAUGUCUGGUUCCAAAAGUAAUCCCUCAUUUCCUGUUAGAUCGUUGACUGCUGUGAUGUAUGAGAGGAAGUAACGGGGAUAGGAAUGGG